AUGGUUCUCGAGACUCCCUUACUCAGGGCCUGCACCGCAUGCGAGAGGUCAGGGAAACAAGUCGAGUGCUCAAGUACCAGUGACCAGUUUGCUAGAGGUAAAGAGCGAAGCUAUGUCGCUACCUUGGAAACAAGGAUAGAAAAGCUCGAACGCAGAUUACAAGAGUCUCAGCACAGGAAAGCUUCUGUUGUGGCUGCUCACGCCUAUGAUGGUGCUGUCCAAAGACAUGUCCCUUCCGAAGGAGUCAACAGAACUUCAAAAAGGCUCGAGGCUCAAGAAAUCGAUGAUCUCGUGUCCGAUUUUGGUUACCUAACUGUAAACGCAACAGCACGGGAUUUCUACGGCUUCACAUCAAACAUGUCCUAUGCUCGCAUGGUGCUCUCUGCGUGUACCAAAGACUCCCUUCCUCCAGGCUUUGUGACUCCACUGCCGCCCCGAAAUGAGGCUAUGAUCACCAUCAGGCACUAUUUUGAGAACUUCUUUGUCAUGUAUCCUUUCUUCGAAGAAUCGAGUUUCUAUGCAUCCAUUGAUGCUGUAUAUAGCUCGGAGAGCUCUAGAAACUCGACAGCGUCGCCCUUCGACCACUUUUCCGUCAGAUUGGUACUCGCAAUCGCACACUCUGGACGAAUGGAGCAACGAGGUGACGGCAAUUAUAUGGCUGCUAUCGGACAUGUCUCUGCUGCCUUGGUUCAUGCCGAACACGUCCUUCGUCCUGGAUCAAUCGCAAGCGUUCAGGCAAUGCUACUGCUACACGAGUAUUCUAUGAUCGAUCCUCAUCAUUUCGACAGUUGGGGUCUGAUAGGCGCAGCUUCGCGCGCCAUGGUUGAUUUGGGACUCCAUCAAGAUCCUCCGCGGAGUACUGCUAUCUCUAGAGCGAAGCUAGAGCUGCGAAGACGGGUGUUCUGGUGUGUCUACGGGUUCGACCGGUCAACGAGUCUGAUUCAAUCACGAGCCUUUUCGUUCUCGGACGACUCUGCCAACGUUGCUUUGCCCUUCUCUACAGCACAAACAUUGGUUCCACCGGAUGCCAAAGACGACUCGAAUCACAUUCUGUUCAAAAGCUUCGGUUCAGCAAUCGACCUUUUUAAUUUAAGACGGAUACAAUCAGAUUGGUACACCGAGCUGUUUCAGUCAGGGCGGAUACCUUUGUCAGACCCAUAUCCAAUAAUCUGGCGUUCUUGCGAAGCGAUGAAGAACUGGUUUGCUGGCCUGUCCCCGAGCAUGACUCCACAAGUUCGCACCUUCUUUGAGCUCAAUAUGCUCUACUCAUAUAUCUACAUUCUCGCUGCAUCGCCACGGAUGCCUUUUGUUGCACCCUUUGCGCAAAGCCUCAUUUUCGAAUAUUGCAUUCAAUACGCCGAGAAGAUGACAUCUCAUGCGAAUGAGCGUGUCAAGACAGCUCCUCUGAGUUUCUAUGAUGCGAUGCGGGUGUACAUGACCGGCCGUCAAUUCAUCGAGGUGUUGCAAGGCAACGAGGACCGGCUAUUAUCAGGCAUCAUUCCCGAUCCACCACUUGUCCCCGUCGAUUCAGCGCCACCACCCCCAGCACCUCACACGCCCAGGGAUUUUCAGAAGAACCUCAUGCGGAGCAUUGACUGCAUAAAGCGUUUGACGGACUGUCUUGGUCUAUUUGGGCUGCGAUGGGGAUACAUGAGUUGGCGCGAUCGCUUUCAACGUGACUCCGAAAGUCUUCUAUCCUCUCUGAACCAGCGUGUGUGGAAAAGGCAAGACUCGACUAACGGUCCUGCUCGGCCUGUCUGGAACUUCACUGACUCUGCUGGACCUCUUCCGGAGACGAUUAUUCCUCCUCCUGGUCCGCAUCAACAUCUCCAACCACUCAUCACCCCAACCUACCCUCCAGAGUUCCAGCAAAGUACCGAGUUCUAUCAAUCGCAUUACAACAGUGUUGCUCCUCAAACAGGACAACACUAUCCAGCAUGGCAUGGGCAUGAUUCGCUGGGCCCGGUCAGCGACCAGCAGGAGCAGCUUAGCAUAUCGCACACACGUACUUAUUGA
This is a messenger RNA of Aureobasidium vineae, 2016 nucleotides long. NCBI's taxonomy places the organism in Eukaryota, Fungi, Ascomycota, Dothideomycetes, Dothideales, Saccotheciaceae. The record is from the annotation of a GenBank genome assembly.